AAGUGUUUCAGUCAUCCCGUUGUUUCGGGAGUGGUUUCAGACGAGUCCAGAAUGUUGGCUAUGGCGCUGGGAUUUGUGAAGGUGGUGGUUCUGCUACUGGUUGUCGGAGGUACGCGAGCGGAUAGUAGCAUCGCGUCUCCGUUGCAGGACCCUUAUCCUUAUUUCUUCCCGCCCAUCGAGUAUGCGGAUACACCGGGGUUAUUUCCUAUGCCGCAAUGUCGGGGGGUUGAGUUGGAAGAGGCGACGGUUGAUCAAUUGCAAAGUGCAAUGAAUAAUGGUCAAUUGACUUCAGCGCAACUGCUCAAAUGUUACCUGAAAAGAGUCCAACAAGUCGACGGAUACAUAAACUCAAUCAUUGAAUUGAAUCCAGAUGCAGAGGAUAUAGCGAUUGCGAUGGAUGAGGAGCGCGCUCAGAAUAUCUCGCGAGGACCGCUUCAUGGGAUUCCGUUCGUGGUCAAAGACAAUAUCGCGACCAAAGACCAAAUGGAAACCACAGCCGGGAGUUGGAUGCUUCUAGGCAGCGUAGUUCCCCGAGACGCGUUCAUCGUUUCCAAGCUGCGAGAAGCGGGCGCAGUGUUGAUGGGUAAAGCCACGCUAUCUGAGUGGGCGGAUAUGCGAAGUAAUAGCUAUUCAGAAGGGUAUUCGGCAAGAGGUGGACAAGCUAGGAGUCCUUAUAACCUUACGCUGAACCCGGGGGGUAGUAGUUCGGGCAGUGCGGCAGCAGUUGCGGCGAAUGUCGCGGCUUUUUCGAUCGGCACGGAGACGGAUGGGAGUGUGAUUAGUCCUGCUGAGAGGAACGCUUUGGUGGGAAUUAAACCGACUGUUGGGUUGACGUCGAGGGCGGGUGUGAUUCCUGAGAGUGUGCAUCAGGAUACGGUAGGCAUAUUUGGUCGCACCGUCCGCGACGCCGCAUACGCAUUCAACGCCAUCUACGGCAUCGACCCCCGCGACAACUACACCAGCGCUCAGCUCGGAAACACCCCAGAACAAGGCUACAUCCCUUUCCUCGCAAACCGCACCGCAUUGAGAAAUGCCACCUUCGGCGUUCCCUGGUCGAGUUUCUGGAUCCACGCAGACCAAGUCCAACGCGAAACCCUCACCACCCUCCUCACCCUCCUCUCCUCCGCCGGCGCCACAAUAAUCAACAACACCGAACUCCCAAACUACAAGACCAUAGUCUCGCAAGAUGGGUGGGACUGGGACUAUGGCAACACAGCUCGCAACCGCCCCAACGAAUCAGAAUACACAGUCGUAAAAGUAGAUUUCUACAACAACAUCAAAGAGUACCUAUCCGAGCUCGAAAACACAAACAUCCGCAGUCUGGAAGACAUAGUAGCGUACAACUACGCCAACGAUGGCUCGGAAGGCGGAUACCCCUACCCCGCGGGCAUCCCCGCCUUUCGAUCCGGACAAGAUGGGUUCCUAGCAAGUCUCGCGACAAAGGGCGAGAUGAACGAAACAUAUUACCAAGCUCUGGAAUUCGUACAGCGCAGUACGCGGGAGGAAGGUAUCGAUGCCGCGUUGGCGAAUCAGGGGAGGGAGCUCGAUGCGUUGCUCGUCCCGUCGGAUGUAGGGCAAUCGUAUCAGAUUGCCGCACAAGCUGGAUAUCCGAUGAUUACGCUGCCCGCAGGUUUGAAUGGGAACACGGGGAUGCCGUUUGGGUUAGGACUGAUGGGGACGGCGUGGAGUGAGGGGGGUUUAUUGAAGUGGGCGAGUGCGAUUGAGGAUUUGCAGGGUAGUAGUGGGAUGGGGGGUGGUAGGACGUUGCCGAAAUGGCAUGGAUAUCUGGAGAGGAAUAUUCCUGUAAGGAAUCUGUGA
This is a messenger RNA of Periconia digitata, 1818 nucleotides long. The record is from the annotation of a GenBank genome assembly. NCBI's taxonomy places the organism in Eukaryota, Fungi, Ascomycota, Dothideomycetes, Pleosporales, Periconiaceae.